AUGAGUUGGCAAACUUAUAUUGACUCUAACUUGCUGGGUACCGGUAAAGUGACAGAAGCUGCUAUUUGUGGCUUAGAUGGAAACUUAUGGGCAUACAGCAAAGGCUUUCAGGUAAUGUUCACAGAAGCAACAGCCAUCAUUAAGGGCAUCCAAAGUGAUAGCUCGGUAUUAGCCGCAAGUGGAAUUAAAGUUAAUGGUACCAAGUACAUGUUUCUACAAGCAAUAAAAGAUGAAUUCGCUUACGGCAAAAAAGGCAAUGACGGAGUUUGUUGCAUCAAGACAGGCCAAUGUUUGAUUAUUGGCACCUAUGAAAAUGGUAUUCAACCUGGAGAGUGUUCUGUAGCUGUUGGAAAAGUGGCCGAUUACUUGAGGAAUAGUGGUUAUUAAUAAGUUGAACGAUUAGGAUAUCUUGAGAACAGUUUGUGUUAACUACAGUAUUAAUUACUUUGAUAAUUAUCGUACCGUAAUGUACUACCGUCAUGCUGCUAUUUACGUAAAAUGCCGAGUUAACGUAGUGCUGUACUUUCGAUUGUAACCUUAUUAGGCAUAAAUAACCUAAAUUAAUAAUUUUUACAGCAACCCAAUUUUGGUAUCUUGUCCGAUGGACUUCAUGAUUUAGUGCAGGAUAGUGUGUGUAAUGGGCAGGCCUACGUUCAAAAUAGAGAUUUAGCAAAAAUAAUCAUUUAGGCGGAAUAAAUAUUUCAAAUGGUUUUGUUUUGUCGUAUAGAUUUGAUUCAGCUUAAUUGGUCAUAUUUUGCUGUUAUGUGUUCUUUCUUCCUACUCUUUACGAUAGCAAUCAUAAUUCUUUCCUUUGAUAAAAUCAGUUAUUUGGAUCAAUGGGUUUUAUAUCAUAACUAAAGCUAGAUAAGUUGAUGCCUACUUUCAUAAAUCCUUGCUAAACCUACUUCAAACUUGACGUGGUUAGUUGUUUGUUGGUGUAAUGAUGAAUAAAUCUUGUGGAUUA
Messenger RNA from Trichoplax adhaerens, 964 nucleotides. RefSeq lists its product as hypothetical. The transcript is spliced from 2 exons. Gene Ontology annotation, molecular function: actin monomer binding. Gene Ontology annotation, cellular component: cell cortex. The record is from RefSeq and is a predicted model, not a curated record. Bases 1 to 387 code for a protein of 128 amino acids. Lineage: Eukaryota; Metazoa; Placozoa; Uniplacotomia; Trichoplacea; Trichoplacidae.